Molecule: messenger RNA, 2891 nt
Organism: Grus americana (Whooping crane)
Lineage: Eukaryota; Metazoa; Chordata; Aves; Gruiformes; Gruidae
Gene: DNTT
Product: DNA nucleotidylexotransferase
Exons: 13
Coding region: 378-1787 (469 amino acids)
Biological process (GO): double-strand break repair via nonhomologous end joining
Cellular component (GO): nucleus
Molecular function (GO): DNA nucleotidylexotransferase activity; DNA-directed DNA polymerase activity; DNA binding
Source: RefSeq, a predicted model, not a curated record
UGUUGUAGUGGUGCAAAUCUUUGAGGUGUGUCUCUCUCCCCUUUACUUGCAGAGGCAUGUCUUGGAUCUGAGCCCAUCCUGCUGCAGCUGUUUGACAGCAUGGGUGCUGAAGAAGGGGAAGCCUUACAUCAAAAGCAAAGAGAAGCUAAAUUUUGGUACACUCUGGAGCUGCAGACUGGAUCUUCUGGGAGAAGUUAGUGCUUGCCUUUCUUUGAAGUUACCAACGGGAUUCUGAAGACUUUGCGAGAGCGCCGAGCACUUUGCUGGACUGACAAGGCACAAAGGUGGUGAAACCACAUCGCCGUUAAUGAGUGUUUUUCGGGACAUUUUGAGAAGAUCCGUUGGAGCUAAAAAGGAAAAGUGGAUUGGUGAGGAAGAUGGGGAUGACCAGAAGGACGUUUUUGAUGGAGCUGGCAAGAAGAAAGGGUUUCAGAGUAGAAAGUGAGCUAAGUGAUUCUGUCACUCAUAUUGUGGCUGAGAACAACUCUUACCUGGAGGUGCAGGACUGGCUGAGAGGACAAGCUGUGGGUGACAGCUCCAGGUUUGAACUACUGGAUAUCUCCUGGUUCACAGCCUGCAUGGAAGCGGGAAGACCAGUUGAUUCAGAAUUGAAGUAUCGUCUCAUGGAACAAGAUCAGUCUCCUCCUUUGAAUGCACCUGAAUCAGAAGUGCCAUCAUUUAUUGCAAGCAAAGUAUCUCAAUAUUCAUGUCAAAGGAAGACAACUUUAAAUAACUACAACAAGAAAUUCACGGAUGCCUUUGAGGUAAUGGCUGAAAAUUAUGAGUUCAAAGAAAAUGAAAUAUUCUGCCUGGAAUUUCUGAGAGCAGCUUCUGUGCUGAAAUUUCUUCCAUUUCCAGUAACCAAAAUGAAAGAUAUACAAGGGUUGCCCUGCAUGGGAGAUCGAGUCAGAGAUAUCAUUGAGGAGAUUAUUGAAGAAGGAGAGAGCUCUAGAGCUAAAGAAGUGUUAAAUGAUGAACGAUACCAAUCAUUUAAGCAAUUUACUUCAGUCUUUGGAGUGGGAGUGAAGACAUCUGAGAAAUGGUACAGAAUGGGUUUACGAACUCUGGAAGAGGUAAAAGCUGACAAUACCCUGAAGCUGUCAAAAAUGCAGAAGGCAGGGUUUCUCUACUAUGAGGACCUUGUUAGCUGUGUAUCUAAGGCAGAAGCGGAUGCAGUAAGCUUGAUUGUCAAGAAUACUGUGUGUAGGUUUCUACCAGAUGCUUUAGUUACCAUAACUGGUGGUUUCAGAAGGGGUAAGGAGAUUGGACAUGAUAUAGAUUUUUUGAUCACCAAUCCAGGACCAAGAGAAGAUGAUGAACUUCUGCAUAAAGUUGUUGACUUAUGGAAAAAGCAGGGCUUACUCCUAUACUGUGAUAUGAUUGAAUCAACAUUUGUAAAGGAACAGCUACCAAGCAGAAAAGUUGAUGCCAUGGAUAAUUUUCAGAAGUGUUUUGCAAUUUUAAAAUUAUAUCAGCCAAGAGUAGACAACAGCAGUUACAACAUGUCAAAAAAAUUUCAUACAGAAGUCAAAGACUGGAAGGCAAUCCGUGUGGAUCUGGUCAUAACCCCCUUUGAGCAAUAUGCGUAUGCUCUGUUAGGCUGGACAGGCUCCAGGCAAUUUGGACGUGAUUUGCGGAGGUACGCUAAUCAUGAAAGGAAGAUGAUAUUGGAUAACCAUGCCUUAUAUGACAGGAGAAAGAGGAUCUUUCUCAAAGCUGGAAGUGAGGAAGAAAUCUUUGCACAUCUUGGCUUGGAUUAUGUCGAACCAUGGGAAAGGAAUGCUUAAAAUGAUUUGGCAGUGUACAUUCAUCAGUUGACAGCAAUGGUCUUUCUGCCUAACCUGCAGACUGAUUUAGGUAUAUAUAUUAUAUGCAUCUCUAUGACAACUAAAAAAAAUUUAAAAUAUAUUAGUUACAAGCUAUUAUACAUGCUGAUAUUUCUAGAGAAGAAGAGUUUAAAUUCUACAUGGGAAUGACAAGAUAGAGCUUGUUUUUUGGGGAAAACUUGAAACUGGUAUGAUUUUUGCUUGUGAUAGGAAUUUAACAUUCCCGUGAAUAAUACUUGCCUGUUAAAAUACUGUCAGCUAUGACAAUACCUAAAUAAUACAAAAUAUUUGAGCUGAGUUAAAAAAAUUACUGAAACUCAUGCUUAUCUUUAACUGUAUUUCUUAAGUAUUUUGCUGAAUCCAUAUAUAAAAUUGCUGCUGUAUAUAAGGCUUAAUGACCUAGGCAGUAAUUAGUCUGGCAGUCUCAGCAAGUUGAAGUUUCAGCUGUAAUAUUUUUCCAGGUGGGGCACCUCUCUACAAAAACCAUAAACAAGUUGCAGUGAGUUAAAAACAUUUCACAGGAAGGGAUUUGGAGAAGUAAAAGUGGAAUAACUCAGUAGCAAUCUUGAAUCGAGAGGAAAAAAUACUGUAAGUUUGGAUUACUGAUUUGGACCAAAGAAAAUAUAAGUGGUGAUGUGAUGAUCCUCAAUUGGUAAUUUGAAUUAUAACUUGCAUGAAAACAACUGCUUUAGCUGUCAGGCUCGUGGCUGCUCUGGGGUGAGAGCUUUUAAUUGUCUGUGCUCAAAUUAGGUAGCUGGAAAUUUAUUUAUUAGUAGAUUAUAUGCAUUGGAAUGGAAGUUUACCUGAGCUGUUUGGCUAUUGGUUGCUCUAGGAUGGUAUUCCCUCUUUUUUGGUCAGAAAUUAAUCGGAGAUGUGAGAGACUUUCUGAUAAAAGUAAUCCUAUAAGAGAUUUUAGUUUCAGAAAAUUUCCAGGUAGCUCUUGUGACUGGAGUGAUAAUGAAGAAUUUGUAAUACAUUUAUCCUUUAAUGAACAAGGUCAUUUGGUGCUUUAGUACAUGAAGUUACUUACUGACCAUUCAUUUGUCAUUUGUAGAAUAAAGGUGA